AUUGACGCCAAAACAGCCUUCCAGCUCAAGACCAAUGCAGCUCAAUGUCCGAGAAUAUACGGGCUGCCAAAGGUACACAAACCGAAUAUGCCACUUCGUCCGGUGGUGUCCAACAUUGGUGCGCCCACGUAUAUGUUAUCCAAAUACGUCGGUCGAAUUUUGCAAUCGUCGAUCAACAGCAACUACAACAUCCGUGAUUCGUUCUCUUUCUGCACCUUUAUCAAUGCCAUUCGCUUACCAGAAAAUCACAUUCUGGUAUCGUUUGAUGUCACAUCGCUGUUCACGUGCAUCCCACGUGAUAUGAUACCCGGAAUCAUCAUAGAGAGAUCUAGAGAUAAUCAACUUCUGUCUCGAGUGUAGUUAUUUUUCAUAUAAAGGAAUAUACUACAAGCAGAUCUUCGGCACAGCAAUGGGCAGUCCGCUGUCCCCCAUCAUUGCAGACCUGGUGAUGGAAUCCCUUCUGGAUAAUGUGGUGAGCCGUCUAAACUUUCCCAUACCUCUCAUAAAGAAGUAUGUCGACGACCUGGUCCUUGCGCUACCACCAGACAAGAUAGUAGAAGUUAUAAACAUUUUCAACAGCUUCAAUGAAAAUAUCCAGUUCACUUUCGAAAUGGAACAGAAUGGCAGGCUCCCAUUCUUGGACAUGGUUUUAGUUCGGCAACAGGAUCAAACGAUUCGUACUGAAUGGUAUAGUAAACCCAUGUCAUCAGGUCGUCUAUUGGAUUUCCUGUCGGCUCACCCACUGCAUCUCAAAAUGAACACGGUCAAUAACUUCAUACGGAGAGUACGUGAAUUCACCACAAAUCAAUCCAAGGAUGCGGCGGACAACACGAUAGAUGUCCUCCUGAAGUUGAACCAUUAUCCGGCACCCCUGCGACACCGUUUGCUGAAUAGGGGUAUCACUCCAAGAACCAAUGCUCCUCCUGCAGUUGAGCAUGAAAUCGUCUACAAACCUAUGAUAUUUGUGAACGAUUUAACACAACGUUUGAAGAAGUCACUCGAAGCCACACUGCCAAAUGUUGUUCUUGCGACACGAUAUGAAAAAACCACCAAACGAUUAUACAGCAACAUGAAGGACGUCAUACCCCCGGAGAUGCGGAACAAUGUCAUCUACCGCAUUCCCUGCAAUGACUGUGCAGCAAGCUAUGUAGGGUUAACAACUACCCAACUGAAAAAACGGAUCAGCGGACAUCGUUCAACCAUAAACCUUCUCGAAGAACUGGUUUCCAGCAACAGCGUCAGCCCCAGGACGAAAUUCGAAUUGGAACGAUUGAGGGAAAAAACAGCACUCCUGCAACACAGCAUUGAUGAGCAACAUCGUUUUGAUUUAGAAAAAACUCAAAUCCUAGACCAACACAGAAGGCAAACAGCUCUUCCAAUUCUCGAGGUUUGUCACAUUCUAAACACACCUCACACCAUCAACAAGAGAUCAGAUAUCGAAUGUUUGAGUUCUAUGUAUGCAGGCAUAUUCCACACACUCCACACAAAACAAUCUAAAGGUACCAACACAGCAACAAUAACAGAAAUACCCAAUAGUUACCAAAGCGAAUCAAACCACGUUGUACCCACUUAGGUUCCACAAAUAUUCACCACUUAGCUUAAACAAAUUGGCCGUUGGUAGUGUUGUUAGAAGCGCGAACCGAAUUCUGCGAAUAUUAUUAGUGUUCUAUAAGUGGAUCCCAACGUUUUUUAAAAUAUUGUUUUAGACGGAUUAUGCUUUCACAAAGCUUUUCAGAACGAAAGCGAUCAACACUUCUGUAAGCCUCUUUUUUAAUGUUUUAUGUUUAGUAUAUAUAGUAAAAUUAUCUUGUCUCAAAUAUAGAAUUCCCUGAAGAAGAUGUAAUAAACAUCGAAACGUCGGAUGAAGGAGAAUAUCUGAUCGUUUGAUUGCAAUUGCGACUGCCAAGCCGAAAAUCGUCCCAGGUUUCCAGAUUCCUCAGUCGAUAGCUACCUC
Molecule: messenger RNA, 1954 nt
Organism: Aedes albopictus (Asian tiger mosquito)
Lineage: Eukaryota; Metazoa; Arthropoda; Insecta; Diptera; Culicidae
Exons: 2
Coding region: 410-1573 (387 amino acids)
Source: RefSeq, a predicted model, not a curated record